Thecamonas trahens ATCC 50062 is the source of this 1231-nucleotide messenger RNA. RefSeq lists its product as uncharacterized. The transcript has 2 exons. The coding region runs from base 1 to 1191 and encodes 396 amino acids. The record is from RefSeq and is a predicted model, not a curated record. Lineage: Eukaryota; Apusomonadida; Apusomonadidae.
AUGGCGGUGAUGGAGAGCAAGAACAGGAAAUCGGCACUCGAGUCUUUGGAGACGCCGCCGGCAAAGAAGGAGAAGCGCAAGCCGCUGCCGCGGGUCUCAGCCUCACCAGGGGUCAUCCGGUCGGUGGACGAUGCGCAGCCGCUCGGCACGGCACACGCUAGCGGGUGGGACUGGGACUUUGGAACUCUGGGCGGUGGCCUGCGGCCUGUGGCGCGGGCGCUCGCGCGUGGUGUGGUGCGGAUCUUUGCCACGUACGCGUCGUCAACGUCGCACUGCGAAGGCUACCCGUGCCACUCGCGAUCAUCGCUGGCCGGCUCCGGCGCGGUUGUGGCGGUUGUCGCGCACAACGACCACCCGGGCGAGGUUGAUGUGUAUGUGGCAACAAAUAAUCACGUGGUGCCAAGCAAGCACUCGGGGCUCAAGCUCAAGCGGGUGGAGGCGACAGCGGGUGUGUACGCGCCCAAGGAGCGCGACGGACAGUAUCCGCGAUGCCUUAAGCUCUCGUCGCACACCAAGGUAUCAUCGUGGCUCGGCAGCGCGUCGCGGGCGGCAGAACUGACACGUGCAGCCGAUGUGGCAUUUCUCAAGUGCAGUUUUCCCGAGUUUAUGGCCGCGGCGCUGCUUGUGCCGCUGACCCCGGCCGGCGGAAGCGGCGUCGGCGACGAGCUCGUCGGCGUCGGCUAUCCGGGCUCGGCAGUCCUCGGCUACGCCUUUGACAGCAUGUUCAAGCCAUAUCAGCGGACCGCAGUCCAUGGCGCAGCCGUGAAAGCGUCGGAGCCGGACGCUUUUGCCCACACUGCACCGUGCAAGAAGGGCCUCUCCGGGAUGCCGAUGGCAUCGGCGGCGCUCCCGCCGGGCACCUUUAUCGGAGUCCAUCGCGGGCGGCAAGAGGUGCGCAACGGCGCCGCAGGAACGAGCGACCAGCCGACAGCCAACGCCGGUAUAUCGGUCACUGCUCCGACCUUUGCCUGUGGCCUGCUCUCGUACGUUGGCCUUCCAGUUGUCCGCGCCUCGGGCAGCGAGUACGACCGCGCUGAUGUGGCCGAGGUUGUGGGUCGACUCGACCCGUUCUUCACCGCCUCGAGCGAGAUCCUCUCUGCCAGCUGUGGCAAGCAGUGGAGGGCGUGGAAACGGGCGGUUGCGGACGUGCAAGUCGAGUCGCGGAGCGAGGAGCAGCAGGCACGGCAAUGAAACGAGAGCUUGGCCAGCGGCCGAGCUGGGCUGACCUCCC